AUGACAAUGGAAAAAUCAGUAAACAUCGAUAAUUAUGAAGCGCUCCCCGCAGAUGGCUCUCAAAUCCGCCUGGUGACAAUCCACCAAGGAGAGGAAGACGAAGAUAUUGAAUGCACUCUUGAGAAUUUCCCCUUCAUUGAAAAUAUAGACAGCCAUGAGUACGAAGCUCUCUCAUACGUAUGGGGCGACGCUUCUAGCACAGCUUUUAUAUCCCUUAACAAAAAACCGUUCCAAGUAACAAGAAACCUCGAAGCUGCCCUGCGCGCAUUGCGACUUCGAGACAGAAAGAGGCUUGUUUGGAUAGAUGCAAUAUGCAUCAAUCAAGCCAACGUUCAAGAGCGAAACCAAGAGGUCAGUCGAAUGGGUAAAAUCUAUAGCCAGGCCGGGCAUGUCAUUGUGUGGUUAGGUCCAGAUACCUUCAUUCGGGGCGAAUGUGUCUCUGACAAGACAAUCGACCUAUUGAACUUAAUAGCCGAUACAAAUCCCCAAGAUCCCGAAGCUGCAGCUACAAUAAUGACUAAAAUGGACAAGUCACUAUACGGGCUAGAAUUACUGCACAAGUUUUUCUUCCAACCAUGGUACACUCGUGUUUGGAUACUUCAAGAGAUUGUGCUGGCAAAGUCUGCGACGGUCGUUUACGGAGACCGAUUGAUGGAUUGGGAUCGAGUUCUAGAAGCCGUAGACUCUCUACGUAGGCUCCAAAUUGGUCAAAACACUCAUAUUUGGCGAUUGAGCGGCGCGUCGAGAGUGGAUAGUAUACAGAGAUGUUGGAUGCGGGUUCGCACUGCCAAGUCGCGUGACACACCUCGCCGGCCAAUCUACCUUGAGCUGGUUGAGUUACUCUGGCAGACUCGCUUCUUUGAGAAGAAAGAGCCUAGGGAUAGGUUAUAUGGAAUUCUGGGAUUGUUGAAAGGCGAUGCGCAAAAUGAAAAAUUGCUCGAAGUCGACUAUACGAAACCAGUUGCAGAUAUUUUUAGGGACUUGGCCGUUUUUCUACUCAAGGGAGGUUUGCUGUCCCACGCUCUAUGUGCCGUGGCAAAUUCUAUGGAAGGCUUACCAUCGUGGGCAUCGACGUGGACUGCCGAAUUAGAGGGUGAUGCAGCUUCGAAGCUUUCGACUGGCCUUAUGACCUACAUGCAAAUUCACGAGCUGAAGGGGAUACAACCACCGCUAAACCCACCGCGUUUCUCGGAUGAUCUACAUCGGGUCACGAUCAAAGGACACGUCUUUACUCCAAGUAUCCAACAUACGGGCAAAAGCUUCAAAUCGGGUACACCUCAAAUCGCAAACUUGAAUGACUCGAUUAGAGUCUGUCAUAGACGACUUAUUGAAUGGGAAGACGAGAUGGAGUGCCAGGGUUGUUCACGCCAAAAAUUCACAACGAAAGCUCAGCGGCGUAAGGCAUGGAAGUGCGCACUAUUUCACGAGCUGCCGGGGGAUGAGACCGAGACGAGCGAAAACUACGAUCUACUAACUAAUCGCAACAGAAGAGCGCCAUUGGCGAAUGAUGGCCCUUUAAUAGUACGCGCUAUUGUAGAUUUAAAUUCACAGUUGGGAAUUUAUUGUAACUUCCGCAAGCCUUUCGUUACAGCAUCGGGUCUAAUGGGAAGUACGGGGUCAAACAGGAAUGUUCACAUUGGAGAUAAACUCUGCGUAUUCGUGGGUUCUGCGGUGCCUUACAUACUACGGCCUGUUGGUCGGUCUAAAAAGCUAUAUCAGUUUGUUUCUUGCUGUUGGGUACCAGAGCUUAUUGAUCUAGACAUGGUUGAAGGACAAAGGAAGGGACUUUGGCAACUUCAAGAUAUCACUCUUAUUUGAUUAAAUACCUAGGUAGAAACUAAAGUCUCAUGAGCCGAACUGCAAAUAAAAAAAGGGGGAUUUUACGUCGUCUUAUCGUUUUGAGCAGUCUUCUUGUAGUAUGCCUAAGGUUGAUAACUGUGACCGUCAUCACGAUAGUUAUAUUUAAGGAGUUUGGGCAUUCUGCUUUGCCGUUUGCUGCCUUCGGCCCUCCUCUUUCAGUUUUUCAUCAUCAGGGCGGCUAAGUUCGACUUGUGGCAUCAUGAACCAAGCAAGGACGAAUGCAACAGCAGCCAGAGAUGCUCCUACAAGGAAUAUCACUCUGAAUCCUUGGCGGUAUGCAGGUACAAGGACCGAGCGGAUCUUUAACGCCUCAUCAAGAGGCAAAGACGACAAGUAGGAUUGUGGGCCGUUGAGGAGAUUUUUAACAUCGGCGCCGUCAAUAUUUA
Molecule: messenger RNA, 2246 nt
Organism: Daldinia vernicosa
Lineage: Eukaryota; Fungi; Ascomycota; Sordariomycetes; Xylariales; Hypoxylaceae
Product: heterokaryon incompatibility protein-domain-containing protein
Exons: 1
Coding region: 1-1818 (605 amino acids)
Source: RefSeq, a predicted model, not a curated record